Symbiodinium natans is the source of this 492-nucleotide messenger RNA. NCBI's taxonomy places the organism in Eukaryota, Dinophyceae, Suessiales, Symbiodiniaceae. The record is from the annotation of a GenBank genome assembly.
AUGGAGACAAACCAGCCCCCAGUGGUGCAAGCGCAAGUGGUGCAGGCUACGGUUGUGGGCCAGCCAGUGGCGGCCGGGCCGUACGCCGGCAGCCCCCAGUACGGCACCCCCCAGUAUGGCAGCCCCCAGUAUGGCGGCCAGUAUGGCGGCGCACCCCAAUAUUACGCCGGCCAGCCCAGCGCGGACCAGCAAGGUGCCCAAAGUGGUUGGAUGAUGUACGGCCUGGGCUGGUUCUUGUGCUGCUGCUUCGGACCCAUUGGACCAAUCUUUUGGUUCGCGGUUGCCUGCAUGCAUUUCUGCAAGCCGGAGGAGCAGCGAAAGAUGCUUCCGCAGGAGCGACAAGUUGCCUGUACGUCGCUCUGGACCGCCAUCAUUGCCCUUGUCCUGGAGGUGGUUCUGAUCAUCGUCCUUGUGGCCUUUGUGUUCACCGCGGCGAGUACUACGAACGGCUACUACUACAGCUACAGCUCAUACUCCUCGUCGUUCCGUUGA